AUGUGGGUAAAACCACAAGAAGUUUUUUUGAAGACAGCACUUUGGGAUUGUGAUGAGACAAGUCUUUAUUUUGUUUUACAACGGCGCAAAGGGCAUGGAAAAUCUAGAGGUUUAUCUUCAUUAUUAGUGGGUACCCUAGACAGUGUUAGGGAUACAAAACCUGCACCAUUUAGAAUUCUACAUCAAACUCCUAACUCCGAGGUGUAUUAUGUGAUAGCAACAGCUUUGACAGAGCCAGAAAUAAGGCAGGACUGGCAAUGGCUGUUUGAGAAUGUUUGUCCAACUUUACAUUCAUUUGACAAAGAGGAUGAAGUCACAGAUUUUGUAUGUUGCAAAAUUAACUCUAUCAUUGCUACAGAGCAAGAUAAUUUUACAGAAGAUGAAGAUACUAUUACUUAUAAAAAUGUUGAUAAUGAUUUCCAUCAAAGAUUUGGCAUGCCAAAGGAUGAAAAAUUAGUUUGUUAUUAUUCAUGCAGUUACUGGAAAGGAAAAAUGCCACGACAAGGAUGGAUGUAUUUAUCGGUACAUUACAUGUGCUUCUAUUCAUAUAUAUUUGGACGUAAAACAACUGUUAAGAUACGUUGGGCUGAUGUCACAGAAUUGGCAAAAACAAACAGUCUUCUGUUCCCGGAUUCAAUAAAAAUUGUCACCAGAGAUGAUGUACAUUACUUUACAAUGUUUUUAAAAAAGAAUGAAACUUAUGCUCUGAUGCAACAGUUGGCCAACAUUGCUAUGAAACAAUUAAUAGACGAUAAGUCAGGUUCCUUCAAUAUUGACAAAGAAUUACUUACAAAACUCAGUAAGAAUGUACCGAAGAAGCCGUCAUUUUUAAAAAGAGACCUUGAUGCUAAAAAGCAGUCUAAUCUAUACACAUUAAGAUUUAGAUUGCCACAAAAUGAGAAACUCGAUGGCACAGAAGAAUGUACUCUAUGGACACCAUACAAUAAAAGACAUAAUUGGGGUAGAUUGUAUUUGUCGCAGAACUUUAUUUGUUUUGAUAGUCGGGUGAGAAAUCUGGUUCGUCUGACAAUACCUUUACGGGAUGUACACCAAGUAGAACGUGCCGACUCGGGAGGUACCGGCAGCUCUGGCGACUCAGGCAGCAUCCUUGUCACCACCUCGUAUCACACAAGCUUCCUAUUCGGAAACAUAUCCGAUAGGGAGUUCCUAGUCCACAAGAUAUCCGAGCUAUUAGCUAAGUUACCUAAGGAAAAGGCAACGCUGGCUGUAGCGCGGAAGGAAGAUGGUGAGAAGGGAUGGACGUCUCAGCCACCAUUGAUGACGCUCUUCAAAACUAACCAGACAUCGCCUAUCCGUCAAAUACAACUAAAAAAGGUAAAACAAUGGGAAGAUCACAUGUCAGAAGUUGGUCGCGGUGUCAGUAUGUACCAAACUACAGCUGGCAGCGAACUGGUGGUGAAUGGCAUACCAGAGUCCUUACGAGGUGAACUAUGGAGCGUGUUCUCUGGCUCCAUUUUACAGAAGGCACAGAACAAAGGACUCUACGAGAAGUUGGUCAAUGAAGCACUGUCUUCCAAAAACCCAGUCAACGACGAAAUCGAGAGGGAUUUGCACAGGUCACUUCCGGAACAUCCAGCUUUCCAGAAUGAUGUUGGCAUAUCUGCGUUACGCCGCGUGUUAUGUGCAUACGCUUUAAAAAAUCCAGCCAUUGGUUAUUGCCAAGCGAUGAAUAUAGUAGCUUCGGUGUUGCUUAUCUAUUGUCCAGAAGAGCAGGCCUUCUGGUUGCUGGCAACUAUUUGCGAGACAUUACUACCCGACUAUUAUAACACUAGGGUGGUCGGUGCUUUGGUGGACCAAGGCGUAUUAGAAGAAUUGACUAAGGCACAUUUGCCGGAGCUUCACGCGAAGCUUGACGAGCUUGGAGUUAUGAAAAUGAUAUCAUUGUCUUGGUUCCUUACUUUGUUCAUCAGUGUAAUGCCUUACGAAUGUGCCGUCAAUGUUAUGGACUGCUUCUUCUACGACGGCGCCAAGGUUAUAUUCCAGGUAACCCUCACGAUCUUAGAUAUAAACCGCGAUAAACUACUCAAGUGCACGGAAGACGGUCAAGCUAUGCAAAUCCUCAACGAUUACUUGGAAGGAAUAUACAAUGACGAAGCGGUAGCUUUAUCCACAGAACCCAGGACGGCGGAUAGGACGAUAAGGAUUCAAGAUUUGGUGUACCAAGCGUACAGGACGUACGGCGGUAGCGUGACCAGUGAGUGUAUAGAACAUUUAGGACUAAAACACCGCCUCAGAGUAGUCAGGCAUCUCGAAGAUAGCCUCGAGAGGAACACAUUAAGAGCAUUGCAACAAGAUAAGUUGCUUGAUCCGAAUGAGUUACAGGAAUUACUGAGUGCCAUACGAGAAGAGCUUUUAUGGGCAAAACGUGUGCCAUGCGAACGCUUAGAAGCACCAUAUGAAGCUUACAGAUUAGACUAUACGCAGUUCAAAACACUGUUUUCAGCUUUAUCGCCGUGGGCUAAAGGCGAUUAUGCUGAAGCAAUCACCGCUAGAAUGUUUAAGUUAAUGGAUAACGACGACGACGGUUUCGUAAGCGCCCGCGGUCUCAGUCUCGCUCUCGGCCUGAGUUGUCGCGCCGAUGCUCAGAGGAGAUUGCGCGCGCUGUAUUGUGCGCACGCGCCGCCCCUACUCUCGCAUCUAGAGUUGAGGCCGACUCACUUCACCGAUACCGGGGAGGAAUUGGCCACUGAUGCUAUCUCUUUCUUCGACAGGUCAACUUCUGGUUCGAAGGUUGGAAAGCCUGACGAGGACACCAAAUAUUCUUACAUAGAGAAUCCUCCGAGUCCUGAACCGGGUAGUUCGUCAUUGCAAAGGUCUAUCAGCGAAGUGUGCAGUGCAGGAAACCAUAUGGACAAGUCUACUGACAGCACCCUGAGCCAGUCAGGUUCGGGUGGAAUUGGUGGGGAUAGUCAGCGCGCGGAGGCGGUACGCGCGUGCGCGCUGUCAGGUCUGCCGUCGUCGCUCCCCUCCACGCCGGCGUCAGCUUCCCCCCCACCCGCCGCGCCCCCCCUCCCCCGGGCACACUUCCUGCAACUGUUGGCGGCGCUGCACGAUCUCACACAACACGAGCCGGUGUUGUACGAAGCGGUCGUGUUAGCAGGUACACUCUUAUUGCAACUGGGCGAACUGAAUCAACGUCCCCUUUUGGAUCGAGAAAUUUCACAAGACAGCCUCUAUAUGGCGGCGGCGGCUAAACAACCACAUUUUCCUGUAAUGGACCCUAAUGGCAAUCCAACCGAAGAUCAAGAUAAACCCCAACCGUCCCCAACUAAAGACAUAGAACCUUCCGCGGAGUACUUAUGGUCUAUAACCCUUGAGCAGUUUUUGGCUACCAUGUUGGCUCAAGGGCCAAUAGAGGAGUUCUUCAAUGAGAAGGUCGCAUUGCUACCACAGCUGGAAGCGUUAAGGCAUAGAGACAGGCUGCAAUCUAUAUCUUAG
This is a messenger RNA of Diatraea saccharalis (sugarcane borer), 3459 nucleotides long. The record is from the annotation of a GenBank genome assembly. Lineage: Eukaryota; Metazoa; Arthropoda; Insecta; Lepidoptera; Crambidae.